AUGCCCAAGAAUAGUGAAGAAAGUGGCUUUAGGUUACUGCAUUUCGCCAAAUCUUUUUUUCAACUGACUAUUUUCUUUCCAGAAAAGAGGGCAGGGAUUUGUGACAUUACGCUUGCUGAUCUGCAGCCAGCGGAGCGCCACCAAGUGGUGUCCUGGGAACAGCGCAACUCCUGCAUGCUGCCAGAUGACCUCAAGAGGUUUUACCUGACCUCAGAUGGGCUACUGCUGACAUGGAGUGUCAGAUUUGAUGAUCAGUUGCAGUCGGUCGGGCGGAUGGAGAUUAACAAGAUCAGCAAUGUGACCAAGCUGGCUGGAAAUAAAGCCCCCAGCAAUGCCAACACGCCGUCACUAGCUGAUGUGGACUACGCAAGCGAUGAGGAGCAGUGUGAUGAGGACACUGAUGUUCCAGCCAAGCCACAUUUUGACACAAGGAGUCGCAUCUUUGAGCUGGAUCCCUGCCGAGGUAUUGCCAAGGUCUGUCUGGUCUACAGGAAUACCAGGCCAGGCAGCCCUGCCCAGCAUCCUGAGGUGUGGCUUCUAGACAGAGCCCUGAGGUGGCAUUUCUUGGCCCACACGUUCAGCCAGUACUUCCGCAUGAUGCUGAUGCACCUAGGGCUCCCCCAGUGGCAGCUGGCCUACACUGAUGUCGGCCUCAGCCCACAGGCAAAGCCUAUUUAA
Molecule: messenger RNA, 678 nt
Organism: Patiria miniata (bat star)
Lineage: Eukaryota; Metazoa; Echinodermata; Asteroidea; Valvatida; Asterinidae
Product: tubulin polyglutamylase complex subunit 2-like
Exons: 6
Coding region: 1-678 (225 amino acids)
Biological process (GO): protein polyglutamylation
Source: RefSeq, a predicted model, not a curated record